GGCGAGUGGAAGGAAGGUCGCAGGCACGGCGUUGGGCAGCUGACGUUUGCUGACGGCACAGCUUACGUGGGGCACUUUGAGAAUGGGCUCUUCCAUGGCUGCGGGGUGCUCACCUUCUCUGAUNCACGCAGGUAUGAGGGGGAGUUUGUGCAGGGCAAGUUCAACGGCGUCGGCGUCUUCACCCGCUGUGACAAGAUGACUUUUGAGGGCGAGUUCAAAGGCGGACGUGUGUAUGGCUUUGGUGAGUGCCUGCUGCUGCGGCGGGAGAAGUGCCCGGCUGUCAUCCAGAGGGCCCAGGGUGCCUCCAAGUCUGCCCACAACCUGAUGGCGUGA
Messenger RNA from Antrostomus carolinensis (chuck-will's-widow), 333 nucleotides. RefSeq names its product MORN repeat containing 4 (gene MORN4). Gene Ontology annotation, biological process: response to axon injury. The record is from RefSeq and is a predicted model, not a curated record. The transcript has 4 exons. Lineage: Eukaryota; Metazoa; Chordata; Aves; Caprimulgiformes; Caprimulgidae. The annotation marks the transcript as partial. Gene Ontology annotation, cellular component: cell projection.